Messenger RNA from Macrosteles quadrilineatus (aster leafhopper), 5106 nucleotides. RefSeq names its product nucleotide exchange factor SIL1 (gene Sil1). The record is from RefSeq and is a predicted model, not a curated record. The transcript has 8 exons. Bases 223 to 1536 code for a protein of 437 amino acids. NCBI's taxonomy places the organism in Eukaryota, Metazoa, Arthropoda, Insecta, Hemiptera, Cicadellidae.
AUCGUCAUGUCAAUCUUUUUCAUUUCAUGUCGUUCGUGUCGUCUGUUAAAGUCAGUAAACCUUCAACCGCGUUACAGUAUUCUAUUAAUUAUUGUUGACUAUUUGUAUUAAAUUAUUAUUUAGCAUCUGAUGGUGACAGACAAGCAUUAACUUGGUAAUUACUUAGGCUAACUUACUUAAACAAUAUUCUUAAUUUACUGUUUUGUAGGCAAAAAGCCUACUAUGGGAGCACAAGUUAAGGAAAUUAGUAAGCUUAUCUGUGCUUUGUUAGCCCUUCAAUUGGUAGGGCUAAGUUUAAAUGCUGGCGUUUUAAAUGAAAACUCUGUUAGUAAAAGGAAGUUCACUAAUGAAUGGCAAGAAAUUGGGGAAGAUGAAGCUAUUCCACCAGGCCUUCAUAUAAGAAUAAAUUUAUCCACUGGUAAAAAAGAAGCUAAACUACUUGAUAAUGAAGAUACAAAGGAGGAAAAAACAUCAAUUGCUGUUGUUGAGGAAAAUGUAGAAACAAAUACUGUUGGCCUAGAUGAAUUAAAACUGGAGGAAAGAUUAAAGGAUAUACCAUCUGAAGCAACACCUACGACUCCUGAGGAAAUACAAAAAGUUAAGAAAACAUUCCGGCCUUAUGAUGAACUCAAGAAGGAUUUUGAAAAACUUAAAAUGUCUGUCAAGACAGAUUUAGAAGUAAUGGAUGAAUUAUUUGUGAAGUAUCAGAAGAUAAUGGAGAAACGCAAAGAACAAACCAUGGAAGAGUUGGGUAACCUGAACAUACUAUCACCUCUGGAGGAGAGCCACUUGGCCAUUCUGACAGACUUGGAAUACAUGGUGCAUCAGGUGGACAAUGCCAAGGAGUUCAUCCUCAGUGGUGGACUGCCGAUGAUAGUGUAUCCAUCCCUCAACUCGAGCUCGUCCGUGAUUCGGUCUGAGUCUGCUCGGCUACUGGGAGCUGCCGUCCAGAACAACGCUGUUUGUCAAAUUAAGGCUCUAGAGAGUGGUGCUCUAGACACAUUACUGAGAGUGUUGGCUUUAGACUCAGCUGCUAGCGUACGCUCCACUGCUGUGUAUGCUCUGAGUUGUCUGAUCAGACGGUUUCCUCUGGCCCAGAGUCAGUUUGUUGAUCUUGGUGGUUUGGCUGUACUUGCCUCUCUUUUUGACGGUGACUCAGGCGAACAGCUCAAAUUACAGGUUAAGGUGGUGACAUUUAUUGAUGAUCUUUUGGUCGAACGGCAUGAUGCUAAACUGUCUCAGUUAGAAGCAAUUACUGAAGAUGAGCCUCCUGAAGAAAAGACGCAAGCCAAAGAACGUCUUAGACAAUACCAGUUGGUUAAUCUAGAAACUCUUCUCAAAGAACAGCAAUGGUGCCAACAUCUAGUGAAGCUGUUCAAGAGAGAGUUGCAAGGCAAGAGCACUUCACUGUCAGACAACACAGUAGCAGCCCCAGACCUGGACGUGGUAGAGAAGGUCACCAAGGUUGAUGGUGUCUCUCACACCAGGAGUUGGUCCUAUGUUACACUAGUUAUGUUUGUAGGUGCCAACAUCUAGUGAAGCUGUUCAAGAGAGAGUUGCAAGGCAAGAGCACUUCACUGUCAGACAACACAGUAGCAGCCCCAGACCUGGACGUGGUAGAGAAGGUCACCAAGGCGAUGGUGUCUCUCACACCAGUUUGUCAUCAGGAGUUCCUAAGGGAUCCACUUACUCGCAAGCUCAUCCUCGGCCUCAUAGAGUGGCUCAAGCGGCUCAGUCUACAAGACGAGGACUCUUCAGAUGAAUACUAUGACAGACUGGCUGAUCAAGUCAAACUGCUGGGGGCUCGGCUACAAAUAUUCAACACAACACACACAUUACCAGAGCUGCUCUAACUUCUUCCAGUGCCCAAAUAUCAUUAAACUUGACUUAGUAAAGUUUCAUAUAUCAAAUUUAUUGUGUUACGUUUUGAUUUUAAUAAGACAUACACUUACUGUACACUUAAGACUUUUACCUACGGCCGUUUUUUAAAGUAGCCAUUUCAGUUCAGUUCUUAGAAUUGAAAAGUAUCGCUUAACAGCUGUUUACUUUCAUAACAGCAUAGUUUUAUUUCAUAACAGCAUAGUUUUUCUCAUAACAACACGGGUAAUGGACCACGGAGUAAAGGAUUGAGAGAAAAUAAGUAAAAUUGUAAUGUUUCGAACGUCAACUAAUCAGCUGAUCAGCUGAUCAGUUGACAAUUUUAAUUAUUGAUCCCACUUGUUCCUGUUGAUGCUCUCGUAUUCUUAACCUAAGUUGGUGGAAGUGAGAGGAAGGUAGAUUACUCUGAUUUAAAAAUGUCUGUCAUGAAAUUGAAGUUGACGAGAUAGAAAAGAGAGCAAAAACUUUUUGUGCUAACCUUUUGCCACCAAAAUCGAAACAAAGGUAUGAAAUUACAUACCCAAUUCAUUAAAUGGACGAAACAAAAUAAGGUUAAAUUGAUAAAUGAAAAUGUGCUUCUGGUUUAUGUUUGAAAACCUCUUAACAACUUUUCCCCCCAACUCGUUGUGGACCACAUAUUCGAUGCAGAGAUCUAACGGUAAAUUAACGGUUUCAUUAUAUUAUUCAGUUGCCCCAAAAAAUAUGCAAUAUUUCUCUAAUUUUGUCUGAUAUUCAUGGUAAGAAUGCUGCUAGCAGAAUCUAUUCCCUGAAAAAGUAACAUAUUAUUUAACAAAGUUUUACAAACACGUAAUUACAUGAAAUCAGCUGAUUAUACAAUAAGUCGUUGCAUCAAUUUCAGUGGCAAUGACAAUAAACGAAAACAUAACCUCUCUAAGAAGUUAUGAGUAUUGAUUAUUAGUUAAUAACAAACAGAUUGUUGGAAAUUAAAAUGGUCGUAGGUAAAGUAGUGUACGCAACUCGCGUUUCGCGUUAAUAGUCUUUACGACACUCGUAGAAGUAAGGCACGAGCCUUGGCUUUUUCUACUCGUGUCGUAAAGACUAACAUAACGCAAUCGUUGCGUAAACUACUAUAAAGUCCUGCACUCUAGUCUAAGUAAUGACACAGUAUGAAACAGUGUUGGAGAAAAGCGGUGUAAGUUCUAAAGGAAAACUGCUGGGGACUGUGAUAUGACAAUAAUAUCAAAGCACUAUAUUGCACUCACUUAAGUGCCUUUCUACCCUUUUUAAAACGUUUUUAUUAGCUCGCUUUCCAAUCAGAUUUAUACUAACUUUCCGAUGAGCUAGAGACUUGAAACAUGAAACAUGAAACAUAGCUCACAGAUGGAUGACGAUGCAAUAUUAUAAUUUUCAUAUUUCCCUUAGGCUACGCCCCAUGGGCUUGUUUUUAUUAGCUCACUUUCUUGUCCGGUACAAAUUUUGAUAUAGAUUUUAAACUAACUUCCUGAUGAGCAAUAUAAAAUAAGCAUUUCAAAGUAAAGAUAAACAUCUUAUUACAGAUAAUAAGGCUUUGGUUAUGUAUUAACAGGCCAUAUAAAAUAGAUUUAACAUAUUUUUUACACAUAAAGACUAAAAAGUAGAAAAUAAUUUAUAAAUCAAAAUAUUUUUUAAAAAUGUCACGUUUUUAAACGCACUAAAAUGUAGAAAAUAACGUAUAAAUAUGUUGAGAGAAUAAAUACUUGUAAGAUUUAAAACAAAAAACGUGGGACGCAUGCAAUAGAUCAUAAUAGUUCAAUAGGUGAAGAUAAUUGUAAAUUAGCAUGCACCCCACGUUUUUCGUUUAAAAAGUAUUUUUACUUAUAAAUUUUUAAGUCACAAAUAGAAUCUUAGACACUUGUGUUUUUGCACGGUGUUUAUUUGGCGCAGCAAACUAUUCAGUAGACAUCAGUAAACUGUUAGCCUGUUAAAUGCAAAUCCAUUCAGUUAGAGAGGAAAUGCAAUGUAUGUAUUUAUCCUAAAAACUAUUUUUUAUUUAUUUCAUCAGUUUAUAUUGUUAGCUUUCUGUUAAAUAAUGAAAAGGGGAUGAGGUUAAAGUAGUUUACACAAUGAUCAUGUAAUGGCUGAUUACACGAGUUGCGUACACUACUUUACCUAUGACCGUUUUUUUUUAAAUUACGUUUGUAAAAUUUCAUUACCUACUUAUAGGCCUACCUGUUGUUUUUUUUUUCAGAAAAUAGGAACUGUCAGCAGCAUUCUUACCAUAAGUACUGUUUCAGGUACAAGUAGACAAAUAUUGCAUAUUUUUUAUCAAUACAUACUCAGGUAUUAAAACAUUUAUAACAUUUCAAUCCAAAAAAACCAAAUCAAAUUAUGUCUUAAAUUAUUAUUAUUAUAUUAUGUGAAGGAUAAUCAAUAAAAGAUUUUGAGGAAGUUGGCAGAUCAUUAAUUGAAUUGGUUUCAAACACCAGCUAACAAGUUGGUGUUUGAAACAAUAAAAUUUUACUUAUUUUAUUUUGUCUUAAUCCUUGAACCCAGUACAGUACAUAUUCUCUUAACCACACUAGUGCUGUAAGAAGAAGUAAACAAUGCAGUGAAGUGAAUUUUUUUGAUAAAAAAAAUUGAAUUGGCUAGUUUACGAAACGUUGGUAGGUUAGGUAUUUAAAAUUUUAAUGCUUCAAAUGCAUCUUAUAAGCUGGUAAGGACCAAUUCAAUUGUUGAUCUGCCGACUUCCGCCAGAAACUCAAGCAUCCUUUCCUAAAGUAAAAUUAACCUAAAAAUGUGUGCAAAAGAUUUUAAGAUAAUCCUUCACUUAGAAUAGUAAUAAUUUAAGUACUUCAAUUUUGCUAUUUUGAUUUAAAUGUUGUAAAUAAACUAUUUCAAUAGAUUCAGUAUUGUUAAAAAAAUAUGUAAUAUUUUUGUCUAAUUGUGUCUGAAACUUGCUUAUGGUAAGAAUGCUGCUAUCAGUGGUGACCUAUUCCCCUGGAAAAGUUACAGAAACAGUAAAUGAUUAUUAAGUUUUAUUUUAAUUAAACAUAAUUAAAAAUCUGUCGUUGGUUAUGUGGUGUAAGAAACUUGUGUAGCCUUUAAGUACAAGUUUUUGAAGACUUGUGUCUUACGCAUAAUCAUUGCUACGAUUUACAGGUUAUAACUAAGCCUGUAAAAAUUACUAGUCAAUGACUAAAAUAUUAUUGAGAUAGAGUCUAAUUUUCAAUUAUUUUGUUAAAUGUAGCUAAUUUGUAAUUAAAUUUGCAAAUAAUUGUUAAUGUGUAA